Malaclemys terrapin pileata is the source of this 1804-nucleotide messenger RNA. It is a transcript of the gene TAPBP, whose product is annotated as TAP binding protein. Gene Ontology annotation, biological process: antigen processing and presentation of endogenous peptide antigen via MHC class I. The transcript is spliced from 8 exons. The coding region runs from base 63 to 1427 and encodes 454 amino acids. Lineage: Eukaryota; Metazoa; Chordata; Testudines; Emydidae. Gene Ontology annotation, cellular component: membrane. The record is from RefSeq and is a predicted model, not a curated record.
UCUGUCCCGCCCGCUCCCCGAAAGUGAAAGUGGAAGCGCGGGGGGGCGGGUCGGGUAUUUCCAUGCCUGCCUCGCCAGCCGCCAUGACUUCGCUCGCCCCCGUGGGGGCCCUGGCCCUGCUCCUGCCCGGGUUCGCUCUGUGUCUGGCUGCGGCGGGGCCCCCCCGGCUGAACUGCUGGUUCGUGGAGGAGGCCGGGGGGGGCGUGGGGGUGAUGCCGAGCUCCGUGACCCAGCGCCGGGCGCUGCUGCUGCUGCGGGGGGUGAGACGGGGGCACUCUGAGACGGAGCCCGAGCUGCCCCCCGACCUGGAGCCAGGCAUGGUUUUUGACAUCGCUGACCCUGCAGGGGCCCUGCACCGUGUCCCCCUCCCAGCAGGGGGGCACCCCAAGGAGGGGGAGCUACCAUCCUGUGAGAUCAACGCCUACACGCCACAGGAGGCCCACGUGCCCUGGGCGGCCGGCCUGACCCCCGAGCACCGCAGCCCCGUGGGCCUGGGGGGCCCCUGGUUCAUCAGCAGCAUCCAGGCCUCAACCAGGGGCUACGGGGUCAGCACUGUCCUCAAGAGCGAGGAGGCGGCAACGUCCCAGCAACCGGCAGUCACCAUGGCAACUGCGGUGUUGUCCGUGUUCUCCCGCACCCCGCACCUGCACUCCCGCCUGGGCCGGGACGUGCUGCUGGACUGUGGCUUCACGGCACCAUCCGGCCCCUUCUCGGUGGAGUGGCGGUACCAGUACCGGGGUGCUGGGCGCGUGGUGCUGGCCUAUGACGGGGUGUCAGGCCGGGCCCACGUGGCCGAGGAGGGGGCGCAGCUGUUCCUGGAGGAGGGGAGGGCAGGCGCAGACACCAACGUCUCGCUGCGACUGCCCCGGGUCGGGGUGCGGCACGAAGGAACCUACAUCUGCACCAUCUACCUGCCCCACCUCCACGCCCAGCAGGCCCUGGAGCUGCGUAUCACUGAGCCCCCCGUGGUGACGCUGCGCCCUGACCCCCUAUCGGUGGCCCCCAGGGCACCAGCCGAGCUGGUCUGUGAGAUCUCUGGCUAUUACCCGUUGGACGUGACGGUGAGCUGGCUGCGCCGGGGCCCUGGGGAGGCAGGGGGCGACCUGCUGGAGUACGUGACUGAGUCCUGGGAGUCAGGGCACCGGCGUGGCCCCGACGGCACCUACAGCCUGAGCAGCUUCGCCCGCCUGGCGCCCGUCCAGCCCCGCGACCACGGAGCCACCUACAGCUGCCACGUGACCCACACCGCCCUGGCCACCCCUGCCAGGAGGAGCGUCCAGCUCCGUGUAGCAGGUGCCACGGGCCCCUCCCUGGAGGACGCCAUUGGGAUGUUCCUAGCUGCGUUCCUGCUCUAUGGGCUCUUCCGCCUCCUCGGAAACAAAGUCUGUCCAUCCGGCGCUGAAGAGAAAAGCAAGAAAUCAGAGUGAGACGUGCUCAGGGAAGCUGAGAUUUUGGGGGCUGAUCUGUGACCCCCAGAAUAAGAUUGUGAACCUCAGGACAGGAACCAGAGUUGGGGGGGCUUAAUGGUCAAUAAAGGGUUAACUUCCUCUCCAGUCCCCCUGCCCUCCGCCUCCCCUGCUGCUUCCCCACCCCCUUUUGGGCUGGUCUCCCCACAGCACCCGCCUCCCCUGCUGCCGGGGUCCCUCCGCCUGAGCCCCCCACCCCCAUCUGUGCUCCCCCUGCCUCCUGCCUCUCCCUGGGGGGUCGGGCAAGUGGCCUGUUUAAGGUGGGGGGGCUGUUGGUCUGCACUGCUAUACGGGGGCUUUGGCCCCAGAAAUAAAAAUGUUUUGCUGUGACCACCUAA